Molecule: messenger RNA, 583 nt
Organism: Drosophila elegans
Lineage: Eukaryota; Metazoa; Arthropoda; Insecta; Diptera; Drosophilidae
Product: protein dpy-30 homolog
Exons: 2
Coding region: 135-431 (98 amino acids)
Cellular component (GO): Set1C/COMPASS complex
Source: RefSeq, a predicted model, not a curated record
UCAGUAGUAUAUGAAAAUAAAUCGUAUAAACAGAUCAUUGUACUAGCAGCAUUCAAAGCGGUUGGAUCUUAGAUCGAAUUGUAAACUAAAUUAAAAACAAAUAUUUUUCUGUUUUCUAUUUCAUAAGCCUAAACAUGCCGAUGUCUCAUGGGGAUGGAAGCUUCCAGGGCGGCGGAGAUCUGGCCAAGAACGAGUCAAACUCGCAGCAAUCGGUGGGAGAAGCCAAUGCAUUUGCCGCCUGCCAGAAGCCACUUCUGGACGCCAACUCGCUGCCGGUGCGCCAGUACUUGGACCAGACAGUGGCCCCUAUCCUGCUCCAUGGACUGCAGGCCCUGGCCCGCGAUCGACCCGAUGAUCCGGUCAGCUACCUGGCCACCUAUCUCCUGAAGAACAAGAAUCGCGCCCUGGAGGUCAAUGUGGAUGAGAGUUAGCCACUGUUCGCACUUUUAUUGUAAAACGUUUGUCAAACACUCUGUUGUAUGCCGAUUUUCAAUCCCCUGAAUUUAUAGUACUCUUUGUUUUGUGCACAACUUAUCGCUGAUUAAAAGCUGGCAGCCACUUACCAGCCACGAUUUCAUGGUGA